Messenger RNA from Astyanax mexicanus (Mexican tetra), 6176 nucleotides. RefSeq names its product CTD (carboxy-terminal domain, RNA polymerase II, polypeptide A) small phosphatase 2 (gene ctdsp2). NCBI's taxonomy places the organism in Eukaryota, Metazoa, Chordata, Actinopteri, Characiformes, Acestrorhamphidae. The transcript has 7 exons. The record is from RefSeq and is a predicted model, not a curated record. Gene Ontology annotation, molecular function: RNA polymerase II CTD heptapeptide repeat phosphatase activity. The coding region runs from base 494 to 1273 and encodes 259 amino acids.
UUCCGCUGGGUCCAAUCGGGGCGGCGCGCGGUUUCAAGGCGCCCCAGAAGCUCAAAAACAAAGGUGUUCCGCACUGAACGCGCCGACAGAACCAAACUCGCGCGCGAUUAUCGGACUUUUCUCGCUGUAAAUCGGCACUCGGUUCGCUCUGUUCCGCUGUUGGCUCGGCGGGAGUUCGGUUCGGGUGGAUGUUUAUCUCCGGUGCGGGGGGCUUGAAACCGGUCGCUGCCCCAUUUCCUCGCUUGUCGCGCGGCUCCGGGAUUCUCCAUGUUGGAGCGAAACCGGGCAGAAUCCCCGUAUCUCCGCGCGGCCCAGUAACGUCACGGCGCUCUGAUCUCUCCCGCGAGCCGAACCGAGAUCAAACGAACCGACCCCCGAAGCGCGAGCCGCAGCAGGUGAUGCGCGGUGUUUGAUGCGCGGCAGCAGCGCGAGGAGGGAAGCGCCGAACCGGCGGAACCGGACCGGACCGGACUCGGGGAUUCGCGCUUAUUAGAUGGAAAGUUCGAUCAUCACACAGGUGCACAGAGAGGAUAUUCAGCUGCCCAGCAAACCAGGCCAGGUGAAGAAAUCUUCUCCCAAGAAACCUCGAAGCCGGAAUAUCUUCAAAGCACUUUUCUGUUGCCUCCGAGCACAGGAUGCCCCCCAGCCGCCACUGCCACCUGCCCAGGAUAACCUGCUGCCCCCUGAAGAGAAUGGGACCAUUGCCAAGAUUCCAGGGAGCAGCCUGCUGCCCGAGGUGACGCCGGAGGACCAGGGAAAGAUCUGUGUUGUUAUAGAUUUGGAUGAAACUCUGGUGCACAGCUCGUUUAAGCCAAUCAGUAAUGCUGACUUUAUUGUUCCAGUGGAGAUAGAGGGAACAACACACCAGGUGUAUGUUCUGAAGAGACCACAUGUGGACCGGUUCCUUCAGAGGAUGGGAGAGAUGUUUGAAUGCGUGCUGUUCACUGCCAGCCUUGCCAAGUACGCUGAUCCGGUCACAGACCUGCUGGACCAGUGUGGAGUGUUCCGGACUCGGCUUUUCCGAGAGUCCUGCAUCUUCCACCAGGGCUGCUACGUCAAAGACCUGAGCCGGCUCGGACGCCAGCUCAGCAAAACCCUCAUCCUGGACAAUUCUCCAGCUUCCUACAUCUUCCACCCCGAGAACGCUGUGCCUGUGGUGUCUUGGUUUGAUGACCUGGAGGACACGGAGCUGCUGAACCUGCUGCCUGUGUUUGAGGAGCUCAGCGCAGUGGACGACGUCUGCGCCAAACUGCGGCAGCUCCGAGAACCGUGACCGGACCUUCUCCGCCUGCGCCGGUGCCCCUGUCGACCCGCCGACCCGAUGCACUCAGCACCAGGAGAGCCUUUAAUGCCUCUACAAUGCCUUAUCCUGCAAAACACCACCUACACACUCCCACAGAGGCACUGACACGUCACAGAGAGAAAAGAGAGAAAGAGAGAGAGUGUGUGUGUGUGUGUGUGUGUGUGUCUGUGUGUGUGUGUCUGUGUGUGUUUUUUGUGUGUGUUAAUAUUCCAUUCGAUUAUCUUGUUUGGAAACAAUCAGACAUGAGCAGACGUUAAUACUCCCGAGCCGUUAGUCCUCAUACAACUCCUCGUACAUCACGUACGUCAUUUAGCACCAACCAUAAACCUCAGUCCAGCCUGUGCCCUGUAUAUUACACUGCAGAGGAUAGAAAAUAAUAAUGGUAGGAGAAAUUAUCCAUUAUAUAGUUUAUAGUGUAUGUAAUAUUACUCAAUCAAUUAAUCAACUAAUCAAUCAGCCAGUCAAACUUUAUUUAUCACUUUUAACCUUCAUCAACACAGCCAAACAUGUACAACUUAAAAAAAAUUUAGUUAAGGAAAAAUUAAGUAAAACAUUUUAAACAAACAAAUAAAAACUUUAAUUUUGAUUUAAUUGACAACUGUAAAAAAUAAUUUUAAAUGAUUGUAAUUUAGAAAUUUCCACACUUUUGUUAAAUGGCUUAAGAUAAAAUUUGCCAGAUAAAGUUUGGAGCAAGCAAAUUUCCCUACAUUUCGUUUCUUAAAAUUGAACCAAGUGGUUCAGCAGUUGUUCAUGCUCUCUCUGGGUGGUACAGUAGGUGGCGUGCACUCCCUUCAUUUCUCUUAUUGUAAUGCUGGUCAGCAUUGCCGUCUGUUGGCUGAUGUAUCAAAACUGGACAAAUCUGGCGCUUUCCUGAUGUGAUGCUGCAGUUGAUUUGCAGCAGUUAAAAAAAGUGUCUGACUUGUGCACUUGACACAACUAGUGUUGGGACCACUGCAGUGAUGGGAAAGUUAAUAUGAACGAAGAUUGGGUAACUGGCAUUAAAACAAAAUUAGAAACAAAUUAAUUUUAAACAAUUACAUCAAUUUAUAAACAUGUAAGAUGAUUUCUCUCACCAGUAUAUACAUUUCUUUGCAGUGUGUAAAAAGUUUUACAGUAAGUUUUACACAAAUCCUUCACUCCUGCCUGUCACAUGAUUCAGUUAUUAUCAUCUUUUUUUUUACACCAUCAUAAAAAAAAUGAUUCGGAUCAGAAGAAGCCUUUACUCUUCUGUGCUGUGCCUUUAGAGGGAAAUUAUUAUUAUUAUUAUUGAUUUUAUUCCGUGAUUUAAUUUUCGCCUUUCUGACGUGCAUUACUUUAAUUAAGUAUUUUUAAGUCAUUUUUACUACUGAGGAAGUUUAGCCCUGUGUGUUUGUGUUACUGGGUUUACUGGGACCACAGUGGCCAUAGAUGGUUAGGGACCAUCCCCAGUAAUUGGAUAAUUGGUGUAAAGGAAGGGUGACCAUAUGUUUAAAAUUUAUAGCAUUAAUAAAACACUAGAUUUAAAAAUGAAGCACAAUUUUAUAUCAACCCCCACCACACACAUUUUGACCAAUUUGCCUUUGCAGGUCUAAGACAGACUGGCUGAAUGGUUCUGACCAUGGAGGGUAACAUUUACAAACCGGGCUGGGCCUGGUUUUCUCAGCAUUGUUAGUUAACCGUACUUGGGGCCAAAGAACCGUUCAGUGGGAGGGAUAAACAACAUUUGGGUUUAAUGAUUGGCUAGCUAGCCCUUGCUAAGGCCUCGCUAUGGUAGGCUAGUAGCCGGCAUGCUAAAACUGUAGUGGUGAUGUGGAAUGAGGCUAUCAUGCUAACACCUGUAACCUGUGUGCUAGCACUGCAAUAUCAAUGUAGGAUAAGACUGGUAGCCAGCGUGCUAACACCGCAGUAGUGAGGCUGGACAGCAUUCAUAGCUGGGUUGCUAGCACUGCUAGCACUGUACUAGCGAUGUGGAAAGUUUGCGGAAAGAUAGUGACACAGCAAAAGGAAAAAGAAACUGUAACGUAAGCGGUCUAAUGGAUCCUUUGUAACCGUUAGUAACUGCCCAAGCAGUGGUAAAGCAGCCAUGGAAAUCAAAGGAUAUAAUUAUUGAAGGUGCUGCCAGUUUUAUAAGAUUAGAACAGAGAGAUCUGUUACUAGACGCAGAGUUAGACCUUUAAAAUGAUAUAAAGUGAUUAUGCAAUGGUUUAUUAAUCGCAUAAUUUAAUAGUGUUUUUAAAUAUGGUGCCAUAAAUGGGUGCUAUACUUUUUCAUACCGCAGGCUGCGCAGUGUUCUUUGUUUAUUCUGUUUAUUACAGAAAGUUUCCCAGAUCAAUUUAAUUUUAACUCACAAAAUCCCAGUUCAAAUCAUUUUUAUUUUGUUUUGAUAUCAAUUCAUUUAGAGAUAUUGGACAUUUUCAGAGAAUUAAGUGUUGUAAUUGUUUAGGCGUUUUCAUAAAGAAUGAAUUAAAAGAAUUAAAGUUUUGUCCAAAACAGGCAAGUUUUACAAAUCAAUCUCAGGUAUAUAUAAAUCAUUUUUGGAUCAUUCAAAUGAAAAUUCUGAAUUCAGAAUUCCCAAAUCCAGCACAAAAUAGUUUAAACAAAUGUUUAGCAGUUUUAUAAAGUAAAGAAGCACAUAUUUAGGGUUUCUUUUUUGUGUUUUUUUAAUUUAGCAGGUAAACAUCCUAAAAGUAUUCUGAACUGUAUUCUUAAUAUGUAUAAUAAUAAGUAUACAUAUGCAAAUACAACCCCCUCUCCCCAAACAUGCCCAUCUUAUCCUGACAAAAAGCUCAGUGUUUUAUUUUUUCUUUUUAAGAAUAUGCCUUUAAUAGUAACCUCUUCACUCAUGCUUUUAAUUUGUUUAUCCAUUAUCUGUUAAACAUGGUGGUGGUAGUUUUCUCACAGUGUUGACUGAUUGGAGGCAGUGCAGACUUAUGCGUUUACCAAAGUUCUGAAACUUUGUGUUUGAUGUUAUUACAUGGUGUUUUUUAUCUGCAUGCUGUGACCUUAUUAUUAAAAAAAAAACAUACAAAAUAAAAUUCUAAUUUUUCCAUUUUAAAGCGCUUAAUGGUAAAAACCUUAAUCUAAGACACUAACUAACUGGUAAAGUGGACCAGAAUGCAGUGUAAUAAGUGUACCAUGACCAGUUCCACACCUUCAUAAAUAUGGAAAGCUGAAUACAUGGGCACUUUAUAGCACAUUCAUAAGCACUGCACUGUGUCAGUUUAAAAUAAAAAUACAUGAUUAAGUAUUUAUGAUCAGCUGAUGUGAAUGUUACAGUGUUUACAAUAAAAGUAAUUGACACUGUGAAGACCUUAGAACACCUUAAACUUAAAAAAAUAUAUAUAACAGGCAUUUGUCCAUUUAUAACACUUAAUGAAGUAUUAUAGAACACCUUACCCAUAUAAUACACACUAAGUGGCCACUAAAAAGUUUUUGUACACCUGCCAAUUCCAAUUAUGCCUUAUUCAAAGUGUUAGAAUGGAAUAAUAGCAUGCUUAGUGCUGAGAUAAGCUGUUCAUUAAUACUGAUGUAGUGCUGUUCAGUGCUUAGGCAUGUGUUAUAGAGUGUUAAUAGAAAGUGUUGCUCCAUGUUUAUUUAGUUUAUAAAGCUCUGCCAUCUAACAGAGUGUGUCCAAUCUGUUUUGGUCUGAGUGAGGUGUGUGUGCUGAAGUUUCUGCUGGUCAGAGAAGCUUUUUUAGAUGAAAGGAAAUUUUACCAAACCAAAUAUUUUUUACGUGAUUUUUUAACGUUUUUCCCUCCUGCUGCCUGACGUUUAUUGGAAGUGCUUUUGAUUUUUGAGGAGGUGCUUUAAUUAUUAUUUUUUUUUAUUAGCCCACUUUUGUCCUUUUUCUACAAACAGCUGUAUUUUAUUUUAAUCUGUUUGUUUUUUUCCCAGGUAUUUGAUAUAUAUAUAUAUAUAUAUUCCUUGUUGGGUCAGAUGUGAAAUGGUAAUAUGUUGCAUCUUUAAAGACACUGAUUUAUUGAUGUCUUUGAUUUGAAUUGUUUGCGGCAAUACAGUGUGGCUACAGUGUGUCAGUAAUUCAGGAGGUGACAGCAUUAAAAUCUGACUGAUGUUUAAACAGUAAGAGCUGUGGUGUGCCUGAUUUUAACGAAAUGCCCAUAGAAAAGAAUGUGAUGCGUCCCUGAGGUGCAGUACCAGCAUUAACCAGAGGAGGCAUUGUUUCAUGAAGUGGCAUGAUAUGGGUUUUUUUUACAUUAAACAAUAACACCUCAGCUGUUGUAAUGUUUUUUUUUUUAUAAAAUUGGACCUAGUUUAAUCAGCACAGAAAAAUGUGUGGAAAAGUAAAAGAAUGCAGCUUCCCUCUUCAUUAAUGUAAAAGCCUCAAAAGAACUUUUUUUAGUUAGUAAAUCCUUUUAUGAAAUAUGGUACGUAGAUGAGUUAACGCAAGGUUAACAUAAUGCAAACGUUAAGAUCCAGCACACCCGGCUCUCUCUCUCGGUCAGGUGAAGGCGGCGCUGCUCUGUUUACUGAUUGUGGUGAAUGUGAUGUGAACUCUGAUGCGCCCCAGUGGUCUGGAGGAUGGGUGACGUGUUCAGUGUUGUGACGCGGUGCAGCUGGAACUCCUGGCCUCAGAACAGAGCCUCAUUUGUGUGUUCUGGCCUUGUUUUUGUUCCGGACUCGUUCUGUCGGACCAGAGUUCAGACCAUAAUGUUGCCAAUGUGUGACUCUAUGCAGAUCCAAACGUACAGUACAAUGCAAAACAGCCGUUAAUGUCCAGUCUGUUCAUGUUUAGUCCUAGAUACUGUUUUAAAAAAAAACUGUCGUACAAAAAACCAGCGGUCGUACACAUGCUGGAUGUGACUCGGUUCUGGUUUUGAUUAUUCCUUUGAUUUUUUUAAAUUAGGAAAUUGGCAAUAAAGGUAUUAUUGAUUUA